GCAUGAUCAUGCAAGGAGCAUCUUCCUCGAUAAUCCUCAUAACACUGUCGUGUUUUCUCUAUCACACUACUGACACCACGGAGUUAUUAACUGAGGAUUUAUGUGCGUUUCUCUAACUCUGCAUUCCGGCCAUACCAUCGUCUACUGCUCAAAACGGGAUUUCCAAUUUUCCAUUAACCACCGAAGGGGGUUCCUGUAAACGAAGGUCGUUUCUCCGGCGAGCAGAGCUGUCUUCCGGAUUGAAAGGUAUAUCCAGGGAAGAUGGGUAUCAUAGAAAAGAUUAAAGAAAUUGAAGCUGAAAUGGCACGGACGCAGAAAAACAAAGCCACAGAAUACCACCUUGGACAACUCAAGGCAAAGAUUGCAAAGUUAAGGACACAGUUGUUGGAGCCUCCGAAGGGUUCUAGUGGUGGUGGAGAAGGUUUUGAAGUUACAAAAUAUGGCCAUGGACGUGUUGCACUGAUAGGAUUUCCAAGUGUGGGGAAGUCGACACUUUUAACUUUGUUAACGGGAACACAUUCAGAGGCUGCCUCGUAUGAAUUCACAACACUUACCUGCAUUCCUGGCAUUAUACAUUACAAUGAUACUAAAAUUCAACUUCUUGACCUUCCUGGAAUCAUUGAAGGAGCUUCUGAGGGAAAGGGACGUGGUAGGCAGGUUAUUGCAGUUUCCAAGUCAUCAGACCUCGUACUGAUGGUUCUUGAUGCCUCAAAGAGUGAGGGUCAUCGUCAAAUAUUGACAAGAGAGCUGGAAGCUGUGGGCCUACGUUUGAACAAGAAGCCUCCUCAAAUAUACUUCAAAAAGAAAAAGACUGGGGGCAUUUCUUUUAACAGCACAGUUCCUCUGACACAUGUAGAUGAGAAGCUUUGCUAUCAAAUUCUACAUGAGUACAAGAUUCACAAUGCAGAGGUAUUAUUUCGUGAGGAUGCCACAGUGGAUGAUCUCAUAGAUGUUAUUGAGGGCAAUCGCAAAUAUAUGAAGUGCAUAUAUGUCUACAACAAAAUUGAUGUUAUUGGUAUUGACGAUGUGGACAGACUAGCCCGUCAGCUAAAUUCUGUUGUCAUUAGCUGCAAUCUGAAGUUGAAUUUAGACAGACUUCUUGCAAAAAUGUGGGAAGAAAUGGGGCUUGUAAGAGUUUAUACAAAGCCUCAGGGGCAGCAACCUGAUUUCACUGAUCCUGCAGUUCUUUCUGCGGAUAGAGGUGGUUGCACGAUAGAAGCCAUGUGUAAUCACAUACACAGGAGUCUGGUGAAGGAUUUAAAAUAUGCGCUGGUAUGGGGAACAAGUGCAAGGCACUACCCACAACAUUGUGGUCUUGCUCAUUCUCUCCAUGAUGAGGAUGUCAUUCAGAUUGUAAAGAAAAAGGAGAAGGAAGAAGGGGGGAGAGGUCGGUUCAAGUCCCAUUCAACAGCCCCAGCACGAAUAUCUGACAGAGAAAAGAAGGCACCAUUGAAGACUUGAGUACGCCGGUUAAUGAGGUCUGCAAUUGCUAGCAUUCUGAUUGGUGUAGAAGAAUAUGAGUGGCUAAAAGGUAUAAUUUAUUUGCAUAGGGUAAUGUCAUGCAACUUUUUCCUGCAUGCUAUAUGCCGUCUUAUCUCAAGAUUGACAAUGAUUAAAACUGAAGAGUACAUCUCAGGUUAUCUAGUCGUGUUUCUGUAGGGGUAGAUGGAAAAUGGGUCUAUCAGAUAUGAUAUUUUGGUCCACAUGUUGUAUCAAAUAGGUUGAAUUUCAGUCAACUUCUACAGAUAUGAUAUUUUUGUAGAGAAAUUGUUAUUACUGAGUCCUUCAAGACAGCUACUAGCUUCUACAGAGGUGUAGUUUGGGGUGAAGUUCUUUAUUCCUAUGUUAUUAUUGAUGUUGAUCCUUUUGUUGUAUUAACUGUCAAAUGAGUUGCA
Molecule: messenger RNA, 1895 nt
Organism: Nelumbo nucifera (sacred lotus)
Lineage: Eukaryota; Viridiplantae; Streptophyta; Magnoliopsida; Proteales; Nelumbonaceae
Product: P-loop containing nucleoside triphosphate hydrolases superfamily protein
Molecular function (GO): GTPase activity; GTP binding
Source: RefSeq, a predicted model, not a curated record